AUGAUUGUAAGCACUUCUUCGUCGUCAAGAUGGAUUCCCACUCUUCUCAAAGCACUCUCAUGCCCAAAUAAUGCCAAUAUAUUUGAUAACAAAAGAUGGAGAACAAAUGCAAAUUCUCAAAUCGUUGUGGGUGAUGAAAUGACGAGCAACCAAACCAUUUCUCAAUGCAGCAAACCUAUGCAAAAUCUCACUUCCGACCUUUGCCAUAGCUCUGUCCAGGUUUUCAACCACUCUCCCGCUACAAAUGCCGUACAGGAUGUUCAGCCAGGCCCUGUUGACAGUGCAAACACCAUCCAAGAGUCCCUGCAACAAUUGAGGAUUGUGCCAACUAAUACAAAGAUGGAAAAAGAGCUUGCGCCGGUCACACUCGAACACAGGACAGAGACGGAACGCGUUUUCACUAUUUUCUCUUCCUUCCCUAAGGAGGUACAGCUCCAAAUAUGGAAAGAAGUAAUUCUCCAAGAUGAUCUCUGCCAUGUUACCGAAGUGUUCUACGUUUCAGAUUCAAAUACGGCACAACCAAAUCCUCGAUUCGUUCCAAACAGACAACCUUCUCCCCUCUUUUUCACCUGCCGAGCCUCACGUGAAGUGGCCCUCGAAGAAUUUAAUACUAUUUUUUUGCGAUACGGAUACAAAGACCUCCUAGCUCCAUCUAUACCUGUCUACUCUCGGUGCUUUGAUGUCAUUUAUCUCCAAUACAAGUCUGUAACCAAUCGCUCCCGCGACUUCACGCAAAACGUUCUUGAUGCACCAUAUAUUGUCCUCAAUGCCGUCAAUCAAGGUAUCACAAAGCUUGCGGUCAAUUUAUGUUAUUGGUCAUGUCAGGCUUUGCUCCGAGAAUUCGAUAUCUUCAAGAAGCUCGAUCAUUUGUAUAUUGUGGUUGAAGAUCCGGAUGGUGUCGAACCGCAUCGUUACAACACAGGUUAUGUUCCUAAAGGAAGACGCUUGUGUAUGUGCAAAGAGCUUUCGGAGUCUAGGAAUAUUUCCUUAGAAGAAAGUCAGAUACUUCCUACAUUGAAACAGAUCUUUGCACACAUGCAAAAGGACGACCCAGAUUGGGUACCGCCAACUGUGGAGGUGGUGGGUAUGAGGGCAUUGUAAAAUAGUAUUCGAGAGGCGUUGACUGGAUAAUUCACGAUAGGCACACUGAUACGACGAUGGGCGUGCUCUGGGGGAAGAAAGUGCCGAGUUCAACAUUUGGGAACAGCGAUUUACCAAUCGACAAAGAUCCAUUAUCAAAAUUAUGCCGACACAGGAAAAAAUCCAAUUUGAUGCAAUGUCUCGAGAAUCGAAAUUCUAAAUGUGCGUUCCGCGAAAGGAAUCUUAUCAUAUUUUAGGAUAGGUGUCACAAGCAAGCGAGGGCACAGUAGUUGGUAUCAUACCUCUAAAUUCAUCCGCCUACUUCAAGUGAGGAAAUGAAUGGUCUAUAUGAAUGACCACACAUGCAUUGAUUGUGUGGUGUUCUGAAACUUGCAUUUGAUACUUCCUCCAAGAAUAGCAUUGAUCUGCGUGUGAUUACAGACUGAGACAGAGUAUAGGCUCUCCCACCUAUAGCAGCAAUAAUUCUUUAUGAUAGUCCUUGCUCUUCACAAAGAUAUCUGAGACCAACGCCUUCAUCUUAUGGAGAUAUCCGCAAGCCUGAGUAUAAUUCGAUCUUGUGAAUAAAACAACAUGCUGACCAUGAAAGAAAAGUGACGGGCAGCUUGAUGUUGUUCAUCAUGGACAAUGUAGCGGCGGCUCUAUGCAGAUGAGAUACCAAUAAUACAGGAUAAUUUAAAGCCGCAGGUUGAAGCUAAUGCAAGCACCCGAGGUUCCCUGUAGGUUCAGAUUCCCGCCCGCACUUUUUCAAAUAUUGGGCUAGUUAUGGUCGAUGGUGCACCUCCUAGAUGCUUGGUAGAUUCACACCGCCACCAUAUCAAACACAAAAUCGCUAGAAGUCAACACCUUCUCACGCUCGCGGUGUUCUCUGAGAAACUCACGCACUCUUUGGUCCCUUGUCUCGAUGACCACGAUUUCGAGAUGGUAAUGCAACGAGUCUGGAAAAUCUUAAAUAUUACCUGCGCACCCAAUGAUACUCAAAGAUCAGCUCCCAGCACCAUGCAGAUCCUCCCCGGGUUGAAGGACUUCAGAUUAGAAGUGGGUCGGCUUGUACAGGUUACUAGAUGAUCGGGUGGAAGAUGAAGUGGAUUAUUCGUCGGCGAUCAGGCUAUGCAGGCUUUCUAUGAUAACUGCAGGGAACUCGAUAUCUCACCGAUUGAGAUUAUUGAGAAGUUCCACGCGAUUUCUCGGAUUGGAGGAGAGGUGGUGUGGAAUUAUGCACAGUCAGAUUCAUGGGUCUCGCGUAUCUGAGUUGAGAAAGGACUAGUAGGUGGUAGGUUUGAGGAAUAGUGGCAUUAUAUGAUUGGCGAUUGGAUCAUGAAAGCUGGAUGUCGGUUAGAUGAAGGGAAUCAUUUCAAACUUAGGGAUAUUGUAGUUAUCGAUUCCAAAAAUCAUGAACCACUCUGACGUUACAGCUAUUACACCAUGCAAAUGAUGCUUGAGCAUGAUGAGAUAUCUAAUGUAGACUCCCAAAAUUCCUGCACCUUCUGUAUUCCUACCUGAAUGAAGCCCCCCG
Botrytis byssoidea is the source of this 2614-nucleotide messenger RNA. RefSeq lists its product as uncharacterized. The record is from RefSeq and is a predicted model, not a curated record. The transcript has 4 exons. The coding region runs from base 1 to 1101 and encodes 366 amino acids. NCBI's taxonomy places the organism in Eukaryota, Fungi, Ascomycota, Leotiomycetes, Helotiales, Sclerotiniaceae.